AUGGUUUCGGAAUCAUUUGAUUUAGCAAUAGUAGAUCCAACAAUGGCUCGUUCAUCGAAAAACACCUAUCAAAUGAAAAAGAAUCUUUUCUGGAUACUUUUGUCUCUCAUUCUCGUCGUAUUUAUUGUUCUCUUAGUUUUAACGAUUUACUUCGGUGUCAAACAAAAUCGAUCGAUGAACAAUUUGCAUUCAACGGAUUUGUCAACAACAACAACAAAACAACCGUUUGACUUAACAACGUCAAUGGCUUUACCUGUCGAACGAAUUCCAACAAAUUUGAAACAAGAAGUUUAUCGAUUAACAAUCGCACCGAAUAUCACCGCAGAAACAUUUAGUGGUACACUUUUAUAUACAUUUACAUGUCUUGAAUCAACAAAUGAAGUCGUUCUUCAUCUAAAAGAUUUAUUCUUAGAUAAUUCAACAAUACGAAUCAUUAAUUCAACAACAUCUCCAUUACCUCUCAUUCAAACUUGGACUUACGAUGAUUAUAGUGAAAUUAUUAAACUCAAAUUCACAUCUUCAUUCAUUCCACCUCAUACCUACACGUUAUAUUUAACUUAUUCAGCGAAUAUUUCACGUGAAUUACACGGUCUUUACAUAAGUAAAUAUGUGGACAUCAAUGGAAUGAAUAAAACAUUUAUGACAUCUCAAAUGGAACCAACUCAUGCUCGAGCCAUGUUUCCAUGUAUCGAUGAACCGGCCCGAAAGGCCAUUUUUUAUAUCAGUGUUAUUCAUGAUGUUUCGGAACGAGUUUGGUCGAACGGAGAGAUUGAAUCGAUGACGAAAUCGAAAGAUGGAAGGAUUGUGUCGCAUUUUACUCCGACAUUGAAUAUGUCGACGUUUUUAUUAGCGUUAAUCGUCGCACCGAAAGCGGAUUUUGAUUGUCGACCGGAUCGACUGAUUGGACCAACGAAAAUCAAAUCGAGAAUUUGUGGACGAAUUGAUAUUUUACCGCAAUUAACAUAUGCCGAUGAAAUCGCAUCGAAAUCAUUGGAAUUGUUCAAUCAGUAUUUUAACAUCACUUAUCCUUUACCCAAAAUCGAACAUUUCGCAGUUCCAGAUUUCGGAGCGGGAGCAAUGGAAAACUACGGUUUGGUCAUUUACCGCGAAGUUGGUUUGUUUUUCGACGAAAAAACUGUCUCUGCAUCGCGUAAACAAUACAUCACAACAGUUGUGGCACAUGAGAUCGCACAUCAAUGGUUCGGAAAUCUCGUUUCACCAGCAUGGUGGGGAGAAUUAUGGUUAAAAGAAGGCUUUGCCAGUUAUAUGGAAACAUUAGCCUCGGACAUUCUCGAACCAACCUGGAUGCAAGACGAACGAAUUGUUGUGGAAAAAAUCUUUCCAUUCAUGGAAGCGGAUUCGUUGCCGACCUCUCGACCGAUUAGUAUCAGUUCAACGAAUCCGGCUGAUAUCUUUCAAUUAUUCGACUCGAUAACAUAUGAGAAAGGUGCGACAUUGAUUCGAAUGAUGUCAAUGUUUCUCGGCGAAGAUGUUUUCCAAAAAGGAAUUCAAAAUUAUCUGAGAAAUUUAAGUUACGCAUCCGCAACACAAGAAGAUCUUUGGAGAUAUUUAAGUCACGCCGCCAACAAUCAAAUCGACGUCGAGCAAAUCAUGAAUGGAUGGACCCAACAAGCUGGUUAUCCCAUUGUUGAAAUCAAUCGUGAAUAUACUUCACCUUUACACCGACAACAACGAUCGAAUGAAAGAGGUUACAUUACAAUUCAACAGAAACCAUUCAAUUUAUUUUCGUCAGUGACGAAACAAGAGAAAUGGUGGAUUCCUUUCAAAUAUUUCGAUCGAGCAUCAACACGAAAAGUCAAUCAAAGUCCGGUGAUUUGGCUUAAUGACACUCUCACACGUUUAUCGGUCACAACCUCCGAUUCUGAUUGGCUUUUAGCAAAUCCUGAUUAUCUCGGCAUUUACCGGACAAAGUAUGACCCACGAAAUUUUCGUUUAAUCAUCAGUCAACUGCUCACCGAUCAUACACGUAUCCCGACAAUAACACGUGGUGCUUUAAUCGACGAUAUCUUCGCUCUGUCGCGAACAUCAAUUGUUAACACAAGUGAUGCAUACGAAUUAAUUCGUUAUUUAAGAGAAGAAGAUGAAUUUGUUCCAUGGACAGCAGCGUUUACUGCAAUGAGACUGCAGGAAGAUCUGUUAACCGGACAGGAAAUUCUUCUUGAUGUUCAGCAUUACUUUCUCGAACUUGUUUUACCGUUGUAUAACAAAAUUGGUUGGGCGCCGAUUAAUCAAACUACUGAAUGGUUACGGGCUUUACUCCAACCGAGUGUUCUAUCAUCUGCGUGUCGAUAUGGCCAUCGAGAAUGUGUUGAAGAAGCGAGAAAAUCUUAUCGACGUUGGUUAUCGAAUCCAGCAUUGAAUCAAAUUCCCGCCACACUUCGAUCGACUGUUUAUUGUACGAUUGUUCGAGAAGGUUCACGAGUAGAGUUCAAUUUUCUUUGGGAACGUUUGAUACAAGAAUCUGUGGCGAGUGAAACAUUGAAUUUGCUCAAUGGUUUAGCUUGUACUCAAGAUCCUUCGUUGAUUCUCUGGUUUCUCAAUCAACAUUUGAAAACAAAUCCAAUUAUACGUGAUCAAGAUUUAGCGGCGUCGAUUCAACGUAUCGCGCGAUCUUCACAUGGAAAUCAAAUUGCUUGGAAUUGGAUUCGAGAUAAUUGGGAGCAAAUAUUUACGAAAUGGGGAAAGUCCAUUUCGAGUUUAUCGGGAAUUGUGGAAGCUGUCUCAAGUCGAUUUGUGAACAGUCGACAGAAAGACGAAUUUAUCGCCUUUUCGAACUCAAUUGCUGAUAAAGGCACGGCUUAUCGACAAUUUCAAUUAUCUCUUGAGAAAAUCGAUGCAGCAAUCGAAUGGAAUCGAGCGAAUCUUCAUGCCAUCACCGGAUUUCUUCGUCCGGAGAACAUCGAAACUGAUAUUAAAACUCAUCGUUUACCAUCGGUUGCGAUUCCCAUUCAUUAUGAUCUUUAUGUCAAACCUUAUUUAAAUGUUUCUGAUGAUACGCAACGUUACUCAAUCUUCGACGGUUCAGUUAGAAUUCGAAUACGAAUUGUUCAACCAACAGAUCAUAUUCUUCUCCACAAACGCUACAUCACUAUUUAUCUUCCACUUUAUAUCGAUGAUCCGUCGAUUUCUAUCACUCAAACAACAUUUGAAGAAGAACGAGACUUCUUCACGAUUAUUUUCAAUCGAACUCUAACAACUAACACCGAAUUCUCUCUAAUCAUCAAUUAUCUAGGCGAAUUACGAAACGAUACUGCUGGAUUUUAUUUGAGUUCCUACGUCCGAUCAAAGGACAAAGUUCGACGGUAUUUAGUCGCGUCUCAAAUGGAACCCAUAUCCGCCCGACGAGCGUUACCAUGUUUCGAUGAACCCGCUCUGAAAGCGACGUUUACUAUCGUUGUUGAACAUGAACAACAGUACCGCGUUUGGAGUAAUAUGCCCAUUCAAUCCACGGAAAAUUUGUUCAACGGAUGGAUGAAAACAACAUUUCAGAGAUCGGUUCCGAUGAGUUCGUAUCUGUUAGCACUUGUUGUGGCGGAUUUUGAUUGUUUAACCGAGAGAAACACAGGUCGAUAUCGAAAUAUCACAACGAAUGUUUGUGCACAACCCGAAAAGAAAAAUGAUUUAUAUCAUGCAUUGGAAGUGGCCACGAAAAAUAUCAACGAUUUCGAAGAACAAUAUCGAGUCAACUAUCCUUUAGCAAAGGUUGAUCACAUCGCCGUACCGGAUUUCGAUGCAGGCGCUAUGGAAAAUUUCGGUUGUAUAAUCUAUCGAGAGACGCGUUUAUAUUAUAAUAAUCGUACGUCAACUUCAUUGAAUAAACAACAAGUCGCUUUGGUCAUCGCGCAUGAAUUGGCACAUCAAUGGUUUGGUGAUUUGGUUUCACCAGCUUGGUGGGAUGAUUUAUGGUUGAACGAAGGUUUUGCCAAAUGGAUGGAAUUUGUUUAUACCGAUAAAAUCUAUCCAGAAUGGAAUUUACACGAACAGUAUAUCGCACAACGUUGGUUAGCAGUGAUGCAAAACGACGCCAUUUCAUUUUCACAUCCUGUCAAUAUGCGAAUUCAUCACAAUAAUCAAUUAACUGGAAUAUUCGAUGCAAUCACCUACUCCAAAGGUUCAUCAAUCUUACGCAUGAUGAGAAAUUUCAUGGGCAAUGAAACUUUCAAUCGGGGAAUAUCGAAAUAUCUCUCGAAACAUUUAUAUUCAACUGCAAGACAAAAAGAUCUCUGGGAAGCAUUAGGUGAACAAAUGUCACAAGAUCGGAUUGAACUACCGAAGAAUACAAGUCUAGCGAAGAUAAUGAGUACUUGGACUGAUCAAAUGGGUUAUCCUUAUGUGGAAAUUAUUCGAGAUUACGAACGGAAACUUUUGAAAAUUACACAAAAGCAGUUUCUGUUCGACUCGGAAGCUCAACCUUUGAAAUCGCCGCAUAAUUAUUUAUGGUCAAUUCCGUUGAAAAUGAGAUCGUUGAAAACCUCAUUACAGAAUAUCAUUUGGUUUUCAGAAAAACAAAUAACAAUUUCAAUGGAUAUUCAAUCGAAUGAAUGGAUUUUGAUGAAUCCGGAUUUGCUGGGAUUCUUUCGAACGAAUUAUGAUCGAGAAAAUUGGAUGAAGCUCAUCCAACAAUUAAAAAAUGACCAUCACAAAUUUUCUAUCGUCGAACGUGCGGGUCUUGUCGACGAUGUCCUCAAUUUAGCACGUGCAAAUAUUCUCCCUGCAUCACUUGUAUUUGAUCUCCUCGAAUACAGUGAUUUUGAAGAGUCCUACAUUGUUUGGGAACGUAUUCUCUCCGGUUUGAACUAUAUGGAACAAAUGAUCGCACCAAGUAGUCCCGGAUUUUAUCUCUACGAACGCUUUCGUUCCUAUAUGGUCGAUCUUGUCUUACCAAUAUACAACAGACUCGGUUGGCAUGAUAAUCCUCUUACUGAUAAAUGGCUCGAUACUCUUCAUCGUGAUAUGAUUAUCUCUACAGCAUGUCGAUACGAUCUGGAUCAUUGUACGCAACGUGCAGAAGAUCUAUUCGAAGAAUGGUUCAAUUCACCGGCGAAUAAUACUAUUCCUGCGAAUCAACGACAUGUGGUUUAUUGUACAAGUAUUCGCUUAGGCGAUCGAGCAAGAUUUCAAUUUCUUCUAAGAGAAUAUCAAUCAUCCAAUGAUCCACAGGAAAAAGCGCGAAUACAAACAGCAUUGGCGUGUACACGAGAUAUUGAAUUGAUUAAACAUUUAUUGGAUAUUCAUAUUCAUUCGGAAAGAAAUAUCAUUCGACGACAAGAUGUUCUCAAUGGUAUUCGAUCGAUUUGUCGAAAUUUAAUUGCGGAAAUCGAAUGUUGGACGUUUGUUCGUGCACGAUGGACACAAUUAUUUCGCGAUUAUGGAAAUUCGUUGAAUUUUGCGGAAUUAAUUAAAGAUGUCACAGGAAGAUUCAAUACUUUGACACAAUUAGAAGAAUUUGAACGAUUUGCUGAACAGAUCAAUGAUAAAGGUGCGGCUGAAGCAGAAUUUCGCGCGUCAAUCGAACGUAUUCGUGCGAAUAUUCAAUGGGUUAGUAAAUCCAAACCAAACUUAGAAGAAUGGUUAUUAAAUCGAACAAUUGCCAUUCGUCUUCCAUUAGAUUGGUUUCCUUUAACAUAUCAAUUAGAUUUCGAUGUUCAACUUCGUUCAACUUAUCCAAACAACGCCGAACCCGAUACGAGAUUUUCUGGUUACACACGGAUCAGAAUCCGUUGUGCACGUUCGACAAACGAACUUCGUAUUCAUACGAAUCGAUUGCGUUUAUCGUAUGUCACAUUAAGACGUUUAGGAACAGGAAACAAUCUCAUUAGUGAUUGGACACACAUUGCACCAUCGGAAAUUAUCUUAUGUCGAUUACGAGAACGAUGUAUCAAAGAUCAAGAAUAUGAAUUUCAAUCAGAACAUACAGCGGAAUUAGAUAAAGAAAUGGCUGGAUUUUAUCUAAGUCGAUACAAUGUAACGAAUCCAACAACAGGAGAAAUAGUUACUCAUAAUAUCGGAGCAACACAUAUGCAGCCAACAAUCGCUCGUCGUGUAUUUCCAUGCUUUGACGAGCCUUUAUUCAAAGCAAAUUUCACUAUUUCGAUAACUUACGAUGCAAGUUUUACUGUCGUUCGAUCAAACGGUCAAAUGUUGAACAAGAAUCAACCGGACGUUCUUCCUAAUGGUCGAUUAAUUGCACGUUUUGAACAAACUCCGCCGAUGUCCACGUAUCUCGUCGCAUUUGUCCUCACUGAUUUUGAAUGUAUCUCAAAUUUCUCUGCCAAUAACAUUCGGGUCAGUGUCUGCGGACGGCCAGAAGCAAUGAACAAAGGCGAAGGAGAUUUUGCUUUGGAGGUCGGGACACACGUGAUCACUUAUUUCGAACAAUCGUACAAUGUCCCGUAUCCAUUGAGUAAAUGCGAUCAUUUUGCCAUACCGGAUUUUUCAGCGGGUGCAAUGGAAAAUUGGGGAAUGAUCACUUAUCGUGAAACAGCGUUGCUUUACAAUAAUGAAACAGGAAAUUUAGCGAAUAAACUUCGAGUGGGACAAGUUGUGUCACAUGAAGUUGCACAUCAAUGGUUUGGAAAUAUUGUUACACCGAAAUGGUGGAAUGACAUUUGGUUAAACGAGGGCUUUGCAUCAUGGGUGGAAAUUCUCGGUCUUAAUAAUGCAAAUCCUGAAUUUCAAGCGUUGAGUGUUGUUGUUACAGCAACGGUUCAACGUGUACUUGUUAUGGACAGCCUUUUUACAAGUCAUCCGAUUAGUAUUGACGUCACUCAUCCAGAUGAAAUCAAUUCCAUCUUUGAUACGAUCUCUUACGAUAAAGGUGGUUCAAUUCUUCGCAUGAUCUACACAGUCCUAAACGAAACAACAUUUUUCCACGGGAUCAGUAACUAUUUAGACAAUUUCAAGUACAGCAAUGCAGUUCAAGAUGAAUUAUGGUCAUUCUUAACAAAUGUGACAAAUCCAUCGAAACUCUCGGGUUAUACAAUUAAACAAAUCAUGGAUACAUGGACUUUGCAAGAAGGUUAUCCUGUUCUUAUGGUCAAACGAAACUAUGAGACGAAUUCGUUAAUUUUAACACAAAAACGAUUUGUUCUGGAUCCGAAUGGUGAAAAUCAAAUCUCGAAUUAUGUCAAUCCAUUCAAACCAUUGGAAUAUCAAUGGUAUAUUCCCUAUGAUUAUUUGAUCAAUUCAAAAUUAUCAUCAAUUCAAUGGUUACCACCGAAUCGGACUGAUCAAUUGACAGAUAUCGGUCCAGCAGAUCAAUGGAUUAUAUUCAACAUCAACGAAUUCGGCUUCUAUCGUGUUAAUUAUGACAAUCACAAUUGGAAUUUGAUUAUUACUGGUUUAAAACGAAAUCACGAACAAUUUCCUGUUGUUUCUCGUGCACAAUUAAUCGAUGAUGCAUUUAGUUUAGCACGUUCACGAGAUAUCAAUGUAACAAUUCCAUUAGAAUUAUCGACAUAUCUUUGUCAGGAAUUGAAUUUCAUCCCAUUUUCAGCGUUUUCAACAAGUAUUCAAUAUCCAAUAACGAUGUUCGGACAAGAUGAAAAUAGUUUGGAAUACAAACAAUUACAACAAUAUAUUCGUACUGUCGAAGAGCCUGUUUAUCAAAUUCUCGGUUGGACAAUCGGAGAAAACACAUCGGAUUAUUUAUCUCGUCAAUUACGAUCGAUUGUUAUCAACGAUUUGUGUGCAAAUGAUUAUCAACCGUGUAUAGACGAAGCGAUUUUACAAUAUCGUAGAUGGCGCGCGAAUCCGACAGGUUAUUCGAUAAAUCCAGAUUUCCGAACGAUUGUUUAUUGUCAAGGAAUCAAAAACGGGACAGUUGAAGAUUACAAAUUCAUCGAAAAUCGAUACAAACAAACAAACGACCAAGUCGAAAAGAAUCGAUUUGGUUCAGCAUUGGCUUGUACAAGAGAUUUUACUCUUCUCGAACAUUUACUAUAUGAAACACUGAAAAACGAUUAUAUACGUUUACAAGACUCGUCGACAUUCAUCGGACGUAUUAGUGCUCAACCAGGUGGACAAAAUUUAACUUGGCAAUUCGUCAGUCAACGUUGGUCGGAAUUAGUAGCAAAACUAGGAGGAAUGAGUUUUACUCUGUCAAAUAUCGUUGAAAGUGUACUUCAAAAUGUAAAUACCGAACAUGAAUUGAAGAUUAUUGAAAAAUUUAUGAAAGAUACCAAAGAUUUCUCAAUAGCUGAACGUGCUUUUCUUUCAUCUAUUGAAAAAAUCAAAGCUAAUAUCCGGUGGAUGGAUACAAUUGGACGAGAUAUGCGGAUGUGGCUUUCGAUCAAUACGGUGAAAUGUUCAAAUGCGCAAUAG
Molecule: messenger RNA, 8343 nt
Organism: Adineta ricciae
Lineage: Eukaryota; Metazoa; Rotifera; Eurotatoria; Adinetida; Adinetidae
Source: the annotation of a GenBank genome assembly